This is a messenger RNA of Megalopta genalis, 3697 nucleotides long. NCBI's taxonomy places the organism in Eukaryota, Metazoa, Arthropoda, Insecta, Hymenoptera, Halictidae. The record is from RefSeq and is a predicted model, not a curated record.
AUCUUGUUCAAUUUUAACCCUCUCGAAGCCUUGAAAUUGAAGUCGAACAUUUUUAAAAAUUGAUCUGUGGCGAUUCCUGGGUCUGUUUAGACCCCUACGCAAUUCUUUCUAAACAUAUUUUGGAAACUUCUUCGGAACAUAUUCAUUUAUUAUCGUAUCACAGAUAAUCAGCAGUUUAAGCCAUCAUAAACUGAAAAAUUGGUUGGUCUUUUCGUAAAUCUCAACCAACAUAGCCAUAGACACCCAGUGUCUUCAUUCAUGUGCAGUCGAUAUGCGUUAAAUAAGUUCGCAACAAUUUACAAAUAAACGUGGUAUGACUAACUUGGUAUUUGGAGUAGGUAUAGGGUUAUUCCUUAUAUUUACUCUGUGGGCAUUAGCUUUGUUUGUAUUUAUUAUUACACUGAAAGUAGAAAGAAAAAUUGGAGCAAUUGCUAUAUUGGUUGUGAGCAUAUGCACAGUUAUUUUAAUUGCUUUGCCUCGAGCAACUGAGAAAUCUAUCUCUGUUGAGAAAAAGACAUAUGAUCAUUUAUUUGUUUGGCGUAUUCUAUUGCUUGUAUUAUUAAUUGUAUCAUCUAUAGUUGGAUUGGUAGGAUAUGUUAAAUUUGCCCUGACAGAAUCUGUUAGGCCGAUCAGAAUAACUAAUUGGGUAUCUUAAAUGUUUAUUUUGGUCCUGCAUGCUGUGCACUACAACAACGUCCUGCCUAACGUAUUGCACCAUAUUUUUCUUACUUUGCUAAACCCAUUGUAUACACAAUAAACGUAUAAGGAACCAUGGCUGUCUACAUCAAUCGUACAAUGUCCAUGAUUGGGGGAGACAGCCACAUGCGAUCAACAGAUAUACGAACUGACAAUUCUCCUCUUCAGAUUUUCGUUAAGGCCAAGAAAAAAAUCAAUCACAUAUUUGUGGAGAUAGAAGAUUAUGUACAGGACACUGUUCGGUUUAUGAAAUCACUCCAAAAUGAAGACAGCAUUGUCACACUUGAAGAAGCUGCAAAAAUCGUGAGCUAUGUUGAUAAGGUUCAUGGAAUUAGGGAUGUACUUAAGCGGGAUCACAUGAAAGUUGCCUUUUUCGGAAGGACUAGCAACGGAAAGAGUACAGUUAUCAAUGCAAUGUUACGCGAUAAGAUUCUACCGAGUGGCAUAGGACACACGACAAACUGUUUUUUACAAGUCGAAGGUUCGGAUAAUGGGGAAGCGUACCUUAUUACCGAAGGAUCGACCGAAAAGCAGCCAGUCCAAUCAGUGGGUCAAUUGGGUCAUGCUCUCUGCAAAGAGAAACUAUGCGAGAGUCACUUAGUUAGGAUAUUUUGGCCAAAAGACAAAUGUUUACUACUACGAGAUGAUGUAGUAUUUGUUGACAGUCCUGGAGUGGAUGUUACACCGAAUCUAGACGAAUGGAUCGAUAAACACUGUUUGGAUGCAGACGUUUUCGUUUUGGUAUCUAAUGCUGAGUCUACUUUAAUGGUUACUGAGAAAAACUUUUUCCACAAAGUGUCUACAAAAUUAUCAAAACCCAAUAUCUUCAUUUUAAAUAAUCGAUGGGAUGCGUCUGCUUCAGAACCAGAAUUCUUCGAUCAGCUGGUCAAAGAGCAGAAAGAGGUCAGGGCACAGCAUCAAGAAAGGGCUGUUGACUUUCUAUCAAAAGAGUUGAAAGUUUACUCCCCCAAGGAUGCCGAAGAACGCGUUUUCUUUAUUUCGGCGAAGGAAACUCUUCAAGCCCGCUUGCAGGAACAGCGUGGUCAACCAGCUCAUAAUGGUGCGUUAGCCGACGGAUUUCAAAAUCGAUACUUUGAGUUCCAAGAUUUCGAACGAAAAUUCGAAGAAUGUAUAUCAAAGUCUGCUGUAAAAACUAAAUUUGAACAGCAUUCUCAACGUGGGAAACACAUUGCGACCGAAAUUCGAGAGACAUUGGACGAAAUAUUGGAAAAAACACAGAGGACUAAGGCCGAACAAUUAAACACUCAAAAAGAUAUUCAUGAUAAAUUAAAUUACACGGAACAGCAAUUAAUGGAGUUAACUCGUGAAAUGAAGAACAAAAUUCAUCACAUGGUGGAGGAUGUAGAACAAAGAGUUUCCAAAGCUUUAAGUGAAGAGAUACAUAGAUUAGCCGUGCUUAUUGACGAAUUUAAUGUUCCAUUUCAUACUGACCCGUUAGUUUUAAACAUAUACAAACGAGAACUUCACACUCACGUGGAAAAUGGUUUAGGAUCUAACUUAAAAGCGAGACUUAGUACUGCGUUGGCAAUGAACAUCGAGAACUCACAAAGAGAAAUGACCGAACGAAUGGCAACCUUGUUACCGGACACUAAACGACAAAUGUCGCUUAACAUUUUACCAAGAAGAGAGCCAUUUGAGAUUUUGUACAGACUAAAUUGUGACAAUUUGUGCGCAGACUUCCAUGAAGAUUUAGAGUUUCGAUUCACUUGGGGACUUACAGCCAUAAUUAAUAGAUUCGCAGGAAAACAGCGUCCUAAAUUAGCUAUUGCUAAUUAUUCGCAGGAUAUACCAUCCGCGAUCAUGUCUCCCGCAGACAGUGUGGAUUCUAUAUCUAAGUUCGUACCAAAUACUACAAUACUACCAGCGAGGUCUGACGACUGGUCAUUGGCUACAAAAAUAGCAGUGGCGUCUAUAACAUCACAGGGCACUAUGGGCGGUCUCAUAGUUGCUGGUUUUAUGUUGAAAACCAUCGGUUGGAGACUUAUAGCCGUAGCUGGUGCCAUAUACGGUGCUGUAUACGUUUACGAACGAUUAGCAUGGACAAAUGCUGCGAAGGAACGUGAAUUUAAGCGUCAAUACGUGGAUCAUGCUACAAAGAAAUUAAAAUUAAUCGUGGAUCUCACGUCCGCAAAUUGUAGCCAUCAAGUGCAACAGGAGUUAUCCAGCACUUUUGCACGUUUGUGCCAUUUAGUAGACGAAACGACAAACGAGAUGGGCAGUGAGAUAACGAAUAUAGCAAGCACGAUAAGAAUACUAGAGGGUGCAACUAAUAGCGCAAAAGCAUUACGAAAUAAGGCUAACUAUUUAACAAACGAACUUGAUUUGUUCGAUGCGGCGUAUUUAAAAUCGUUGAAUUAACCAUUAAAACGUUAAUUAGGAAAUAGCACGAAGAUUCAGAGACCGAUGUUGAGAACAUCGUUAACUGUUUCGGAAAAUGUGUCCUCGUAUGCUACAGUAAUUAUACCACCCGUAUACCGGUAAUGAAUCAUUUGACGCGUUUUCUUGAUCAGAAACUUGUGCAUACAAAGGGAAUGUUUUUACAAAAAAAGGAAACUCUAGUCUUUAGUGCAAGCAACCAGAAGUUAUCUAAAAUUCAUCGUUUCAAACUUUUAAUCAAAUUUGUUUAAAAUAGUGAUUUCUUUUUUCUGUUUUUAGAAAAACUAAUAGAAUUCUUAUAUACAUGAACUGUCAAUGAAUUUUCGAAUUGAUUUUUUCUUUUUAAUCACUUGUACUUUACACCAUUAUGGAUUUAUUGGCAGCGAAAACAUAUAUUCUCAGAAAACUAAAGUGCAAACUUUUUUAUAAGAGUACCGUAUCCGAAACGUAUAAACGAUUAAGAUUUGCCAGAAUCUAUUUGAUAAAGUUGAACGAGUCUCAUUUAUCUAGUGAAUUAAAUCAUGCCGCUAUUAGAUUUAUUAGAUUAUAUUUAUAAAAGAGCUUAUGUUACUAUAUUAAUAAACGGUUGUUUGUUGUAUACGAA